This is a messenger RNA of Hymenoscyphus albidus, 2589 nucleotides long. NCBI's taxonomy places the organism in Eukaryota, Fungi, Ascomycota, Leotiomycetes, Helotiales, Helotiaceae. The record is from the annotation of a GenBank genome assembly.
AUGGCCGACCUACCAGGCGACCCAGAGUCCGAUCUGGGAGUGAUAUCGGUGUCAAGCCUCUCGUCUACUAAUCCAGACAGUCUGCACGUAUUUGUCCUCUUGCCGAAUGGACGCAAACUUGUCAUUUCGUUAUCUCGAAACGCAACUAUUCAUGACCUCCAAGUGGAAACUUUACGACGAGGCGAAAAGUAUGGCGUGACUGCAACCUUGAGUGAAACGACUCUGGAAAGUACCGGCUUUGACAAGAUUACUUUCUAUGACGGGGAGGAUCUGGUGGCUGAUAUUCUCGAUCUUACUGAAGGUUCUACGUUUACUUUAGGUAAGUUGGCUCCUACAUUUUGUUUUCCUCACUAGCCUCUUUUGGUAGUUGUAUCAUUCUUAUUGUCAUUGGAGGUACUCGUUCUCCACCCUUUUCGGGAUCUUUAAUGUCGCAAGUCUAACGAUUUUGAUAUAGAGAUACUUACUCCACAAGAUACAAUCUCUGUACCUCCAAGUCUCGACCAAGCUGUGCCAAUCCAAGAUAAGGGGAUAUUCGUGAGGUGGAUCACACUUGAACUUGCAAUCACCAACUGCUCUCUUUCGAAUAUUCCAAUCGAUGGUACACCCUUUCUCAUUGACACAACACUCAAUGACUUCUAUCGCCACGCUUUGAGUCGCCAUUCUGCCCCUGGUAUUAAGCUCUUUCUCGGAGAAUGCUUUCUGCACACAGAAAGUAACCAAUUAACCCUGGCGAGCCUGGAGAUUGACACAACAAAGCCACUCAAUGUGUUUGUGGAGGUUGUUGAUCAACAACCUCGAAAUGGGAUCAUUGCAAAAGCCAUUGACCCAAAGGAGACCUGGGAAUUCAAAUCGACCAAACGCGGCUUUUCUAAAUUCGUCACGAGUAUUCAAAUGCUUGUCAAUGAAAUUAAAAGUGGUCGUUGCAAUAUGGACAGCAUUCUAGAUGUGCUUCUAGAACUCACCCAUUUUCCUCCUCUAAUCUUAGCUUUCAAGGCUGUCUACGAAGCUACUCGUUACGGCAUACAUCGUGCACCUGUUGGUCCACUUCUCUUAAUUGCAACAGCCAUGCAGUUGUUGUGUCAUCGAAUCGUUCCAGAGAGUUUUCUUUCUGGGAUGGAUAGCGCAUUGGAAGCCUCUCGUCAAAUUCUGUUUUGGAUUUAUUCAAAGCGAUCUGAAACAACUAUAUCUCAAGGCAGAUACCAAUCACUUUUGCGCUCCGUUGAGAUUGUUGAAAAGCCUGUCAUUGUCCCUGGAUAUGAGGGACUUCUACCACCGCCAAAGUUCGGUCCUUUCACUGAAGUCGUCAUAUCGCCCACCACGACUUACUUGGUUAGCAUACCAGAUAACAACGAAGGUUUGAGUCGACGACUCGGUUUCGCUUCAAGUGGAUUGGAAUCAAAGACAAGCUUUUAUUUUCACCCACCUGAAAGUUGGCAAAAUCUGUUAGGCCAUGAAAGAAUGCCGCACAGAAAGUUUGACGAAAAAGAAUUCAGAUCCUUGAUCGAGCAGACAAAUCUGAAGCACCCAUUUCGUAUGGUCGGACCCCUCCAACCUGGUCGCUGUCUCGCUGCUGAGCUUCCAGUGAUCACAUUGAGCGCCAAGGGAUACGUUUGCAGCUAUGAACAAGAAGACGGCUCCUGUGGCGAGAGGGUUUCUUUCACCUGGAGUGUAUAUGAAGGAAGAUCGAUGCUUCCAGAUAACGGUGGCGGCGAAUUCUUAUCUCAGAAACUUGAGCCCAUCAUUCAAGAACGCAAGCAACACCAAAACUGGAAGUUGGAAGCCUGGUCAGAAUGGACUAGGAUAGCAAACUUUGGGCCUCCUAACGAAGCAAUUGUAAUUUGUGUCGACAACAGCUUGAGCAUGAGAACAACAAUUCCUCCAGGGUGGACCAGAUAUAGGAGCUCCUUAGGUGCAGAGCCAUCCCGGCUUGAUGAGGUCAAGGACUUUUUCAAGAAUCUAGCCUUUCGCAUCUCCUCCCUCGAUUUGCCAACAUAUUUGGGGCUUGUAACAUUUUCCAGCUAUACAAAAACAUUGCAAGCACUAUCCCCUGUCGUUCUUAACUUCAACGAAAGUCUUGAUGAGGUGAAACCAGGCGGCAGUACUGCCAUUUUCGACGCCCUUGCAUCGGCUUACACAAUGUUGGCUGAAUUCCUUCUUCAACAUCCUACGAAAAAGUGUCGCAUCAUUCUCCUUACCGAUGGUGAAGAUACCCGCUCAGUUGCGAAGCAUGCUAGCUUGGCUAGAGAUCUCUACAACAAGAAUAUAGUCUUAGAUACGAUUGUAGUAGGUACCAACAAAACAACCGAGCUCUUCAAGAUUUCGGCACAUACUGGAGGGUAUGCGUUUGCUCCAUUCACAAGACAAAUGCUUUACCAAAUUUUCCUUUUGGAGACAAUGGUAGAUAUACGCACACGCCCCGAUAGUGCUCGAAUGAAAUUAGAGAACUGGGAAUCUUUCAGACCCAAAUUGCCGGAUAUGACUUCUCUUUACAAUUUCCCUCCUUGCAAACCCCACGAAAAUAUGAACGAUGAGUUCUUCCUUCUUGACGAAGCUGAACGAAGAAUCGCAAACUUGGACCUGGAGGCAUGA